AUAAGAGCUCCUACUUUUUUAACCCUAAAUAAGACUUAUUUGCACCUGGACGGACAAAAAUAACCCCAACCCCCUUACUCAAUCGGGAUCCACCGACUUCGGCCGUAUUCCGUCGUCUCUGCCUCACGUACUCCACCUUCUCUGUAGAGAUUCACCCUGGCCGAAGCCAUCCUUUUCGUCGACCUCCAGUUGGACACUCCAAUUUUUUGGGUGUUAACCGCCGGUCUGCUGCUAAUCAUCGCCAUAAUAUAUGCCGCUGGUCGUCGUUCGGUGAAGUUGUUGAUGCCCAGAUCUAUUUGCUUUCUUCAUCUGUUUUGAUUUUCCAUUCUUUGCGUGAAUUGCAAAUGCCCAGAUCCAUUUGUUUUCUUCUUUUUCGAUUUCCCUUUCUUCUUCGUUUUUUUGUUUCCUUUGUUUUUUGUUGUUUUGAAUUUCCAUUCUUUGUUUCUCUCUAUUCUCAUUUGGUUUUCCUUUCUCUUUUUGUUCACUUUUUCUAUUUUCAUUUACUAUGUAGUAGCAGAUUCUAGAUUCGUUUAUACUUAAUUUCCUUAGAAGGAUGAUGUUUUAGCCAAAAUAAGCUAAACUCAGAAUAAUAAUUAGAUGGGAAUCGUACAAAUACGAAUUAUGGGGAUUUGAUCAAGAACCGAAAUAAUCCAAAGAAUGAACAAUCAGUAAGUAGUAUUUGCUUGGAUCUUCAUGAAUAUGUGUGAAGGAUAAAAACAGUGUGUCCUCCCUUACAAGAGCUCAUUCGUAUAUAUAUACAUCAAGUCUAGAAUUACUUGGAUUUGCUCAGCCGUUUCCAAGUGGAAUAUCGGCCAAGAGUUCAAAUUCAUAACGAUGACAUUCUUUUCGGACACCCGUCAUCAUCAUGAAUUGGGGGCAAUUGUUGGGCCCGGAAAUUACUUAGCAAAUUGGGCCAACGUACCUUCUAAGCAGCCAUGAGAAGCCCAUCGGCGGGGGUGGUCAAUGUGCCAUCCAACUAAAAAUGGAAAGAAUAUUUGAAAGAAAGAGAAGUCCAAGACUUGGGGGAGAAGGCUCCUACCUUCCCUAAUUAAGUGAGACAUAUAUGGAAAGAGCAUAUCUCAUGCAUCGUACAAGGAUUAUUAUCAUUAUACUAUUAUUACCUACUUUAAUGAUGAUGAUUCACAUUCCUUAUAUAAUUCUAGACUUGAUGUAUAUAUAUACGAAUGAGCUCUUGUAAGGGAGGACACACUGUUUUUAUCCUUGACACAUAUUCAUGAAGAUCCAAGCAAAUACUACUUACUGAUUGUUCAUUCUUUGGAUUAUUUCGGUUCUUGAUCAAAUCCCCAUAAUUCGUAUUUGUACGAUUCCCAUCUAAUUAUUAUUCUGAGUUUAGCUUAUUUUGGCUAAAAAAAUUUGGCGCCGUCUGUGGGAAAUUCGUGCAAAAAAGAAUAGAUCAUGGCCGAAAGCUCUAACGCCUCUAGCAAAAUCGAUCUACAGUAAUCUCUCUUCCCAUCCUAGAGAACACCAAAUCGAUCUUCUGAGUUUCAUAACUAGGAUGGGAAGAGAGAUUACUGUAGAUCGAUUUCGUCGAAUUAAUCUUCGAACCAGAGAAGUCCAGACCUGCUGCCACUCACAUCAGUCGGCGUUCUACACUUCGCCGGAAUGUUGAAUCGGCUAAUUCGUCGGAAAGCUCGAUUCCAAGUCUAGCCCUGCGCGGCUGCGCCAUCUGGCAUCCCCGUGUCUGCUGGCUGAGUCGCGGUCUUCUUAUUUUCAGGUAUGUAUUUUACUUUUAGCUUUAUUUAUGUUGUAUUUUAUUUAGUUAGGAUUUAUGCCUCUAUCUAGAAUAUGAGAGUUUUGUUGUGAUUUGUGAAUUUAGAAAGAUUGCUCCCUAGACUUUUGGAGUUUAAUUUUUGUGGAGUUGCUGUUGUGAAUUCUAAAUUCAACUUUAGUUUGAGGAAUUGUGAUCUGUUAUUUCAUGUGAAUAUUGUUGUUUGUUUUAGUUCAGAUUUAGAGCUGUAGUUCGAUAGAGUUCUAGUGCUUAUAAAUUGUGAAUUCUGAAUUCUGGAAUAUGAAGAUAGAGGGACUUAAUGAAUUGUGUGGAAAGUGCACCUUAAAAGGAAGAAAUGAGAAGAAUCUAAGCAGGUACAUGGCGGGAUCAACAGUGUAGCUGGAGGAUGUCUCAAGUGAAACCAUCAUGUCGGAGCUCCUCCGCCAUCUUAAGUGUUCCACCAAGCCUGACAAGCGCCUCAUUCUCAUCAGCCCACCUGAAUCUGGAAAAGGUACUCAGUCACCCAUCAUUAAGGAUGAGUACUGUUUAUGCCAUUUGGCCACCGGUGACAUGCUUAGAGCUGCUGUUGCUGCCAAAACUCCUCUUGAAAUUAAGGCCAAGGAAGCCAUGGACAAGGGUGAACUUGUUUCGGAUGACUUAGUUAUUGGGAUCAUUGAUGAAGCAAUGAAGAAACCCUCAUGCCAAAAAGGGUUCAUUCUUGAUGGCUUUCCCAGGACAGUGGUUCAAGCAAAAAAGCUAGAUGGAAUGCUUCAGAAGCAGGGUGCCAAAGUGGACAAAGUAUAUAUUGAAUUUUGCAAUUGAUGAUGCUAUUCUCGAAGAGAGGAUUACUGGUUGAUGGAUUCACCCUUCAAGUGGAAGAACUUAUCACACAAAGUUUGCACCACCUUAAGUUCGUGGAGUUGAUGAUGUCACUGGAAAACCUCUAAUUCAACCUAAAGAUGAUAUUGAUGCUGUUCUCAAGUCCAGGCUCGAGGCUUUUCACUGCCAAACAGAACCAGUUGUAGAUUAUUAUCCAAAGAAGGGUGUUGUUGCUAGCUUACAUGCUGAAAAACAACCAAAGGAUGUUCCAACAAAAGUUCAGAAAGUUUUAUCCUCCUAGAGAAGAAGCUCAUAACAAAACCUGCCUUCGUCUGCUUGUUGUUUGUCUCGGACUAAUGAUCAUUGGAAGGACAGUGUCUAUCUUUUUUAGUUCUUUUUGUUGUUUAUCCCAGCAAAUUGUCAACUUCUGAUGAGUUAGCAGAAGUGCACCAGUGUAGGAAUUUUUGCUAAAUAAUUUAAGAUCACCUCUGAAAAAAAGAGAAGAAUCUAAG
Cuscuta epithymum is the source of this 3060-nucleotide messenger RNA. The record is from the annotation of a GenBank genome assembly. NCBI's taxonomy places the organism in Eukaryota, Viridiplantae, Streptophyta, Magnoliopsida, Solanales, Convolvulaceae.